AUGACUUUUCCUUUAAGGAGUAUCUUGCACAAACCCGAAUUGUCGGGCAGAUUGGCCAAGUGGGCCAUAGAGCUGAGCGAGCACGAUAUAACCUAUCAGCCGCGAACAGCGAUAAAGUUGCAAGUUCUUGCCGACUUCCUCAGCGACUUCACUGCAAAGAUAGUGUCCGAAGCCGAAAGGGGAACCGCCAUUACUUCCACCAAAGUACACGACCAAUGGGCUUUGUACACCGAUGGCGCUUCUAAUGCAUCAGGAUUUGGACCGGGACUCGUGCUCGAGGUCCCAACAGGCGAAAUGGUUUUCCAAUCCGUACAAUGCCCUAAUAUGACUAACAACGAGUACGAGUAUGAGACCGUGAUUGCAGGGUUAAAAUUAGCAUUCAAACGAGCACAGCGAGUCAUCCUUCAAUGCGACUCGCAACUCGUCAUCAAUCAGGUCAUAGGGAAUUUCCAGAUUAAGGAGCAACAAUUACAGAAAUAUCAGGCCAAAAUUUGCAAACUAUUACCCGAGUUCGACAAAUGCCAGCUCGAUCAAAUACCCCGAGCGCAGAACAUCAAAGCGGACGGCCUCGCCAAAUUGGCAGCGGCCACCAAAAGCAUAACCGGAGAGGGGGACGUGGUCACUCUCCUCCAUUCAUCACUAGACCAAAUCGAGGUACGAUCUAUAAACCUAACUUGGUACUGGCGCAAUCGUAUCAUCUCAUAUUUGCAGGACGGAGUGCUCCCACCCGACAAAAAAGAUGCCAAGAAGCUUCGAAUGCAGGCGGCCAGGUACAGUGUCGUCAAUAACGACUUGUACAAAAGAACAUUUGGUGGUCCCCUAGCAAAGUGCUUAGGACCAAAUCAAACACGGCGCGUCCCUGAAGACGUACACGAGGGCCACUACGGAGCUAAUACUAGCAACCGAGCUCUCGUCAGAUGCCUCAUACAAGCAGGCUACUAUUGGCCCACGCUGAAAAAGGAAGCCGCCAACUUCGUCAAAAGGUGUGAGCAAUGCCAAAGAUAUGCCCCCAUGAUUCACCAAGAGGGUGAAACACCUUCAUUCAGUCAGCUCGCCCUGGCCUUUCAUCAAAUGGGGAAUGGACAUCGUCGGACCCCUACUAGCGGGACAAGAAAUCAGCUGCGACAAGGCCCCUGGUUCAUUGGAAAAAAGACCGCCGAGUUCUUCGAAAAAUGGCACAUCAACAGCGUAUUCUCCACACCAUAUCUUCCCGCAAGCAACGGUCAGGUGGUAUCCUCCAACAAAACAAUAUUGAAUAUCAUGAAAAAGAAACUCGAAAACGCCAAUGGACUGUGGUCAGAAGUGCUGUCAGAAGUGUUAUUGGCAUAUUGCACCAUGCCAAAGACGAGCACUUGGGAAACGCCACACUCACUAGUCUAUGGGACUGAUGCAAUAAUACCAGUUGAGGUCGGGGAACGAAGCCUAAGAUACUCAAAUGAUAGCGGGCCAAGAAAAAACGAGAACAGAAGGCAAGACCUCGAUGAAGUCGAAGAGAUAAGAGACAUGGCCUACAUAAGAAUGAUAGCUCAAAAACAACAGGCAGAGCAGUACUACAACCAAAAAGCCAAAAUCAGGCCACUCAAAAUCGGGGACUAUGUACUCAAAGCCAAAACACAGGCAAACAAAGACCCAUGA
Nicotiana attenuata is the source of this 1635-nucleotide messenger RNA. RefSeq lists its product as uncharacterized. Gene Ontology annotation, biological process: DNA integration. The coding region runs from base 1 to 1635 and encodes 544 amino acids. The record is from RefSeq and is a predicted model, not a curated record. Lineage: Eukaryota; Viridiplantae; Streptophyta; Magnoliopsida; Solanales; Solanaceae. Gene Ontology annotation, molecular function: nucleic acid binding; RNA-DNA hybrid ribonuclease activity. The transcript has 2 exons.